CCGACGACGCCAUUAAUUUCGUUUCGACAAAGGAAAUAAUUCGUGUUAUUUGUGCUUGGCUUAUACUUUGUUUUUCUAACUCUCCAAUUUUUUCUUUGUAAGAAAGUGCGGUUGCAUAAACAAUUGCAAAAAAUUAACCGCAUGAACGCUAAGUUAGUGCUAAGCAAGUGUUUAUAAGUUAUUUGCAUUGCAAAUUGCAAUUUAUUUGCGGCACGGUGUGCAAAGCUUUAACAAUUUGUACUUAUACGUUUCGGUUGAUCCAGGGUGUUAGCAAGUCUCCAUUACAAAAUGGCGGACGAUGAUGUUAAGAGACUGCGAGCGGCCAGGGGACAAUUAAAAGCUGCUUUAACAAGGAUGAUGGCGUUUAAAGCGGCAGCUGAAUCGGCUUCUUCUAGCGUAGAUGCGGACCCUUUGCUUUAUCAGCAAAAGAAGGAUAGGUUGGAGAAGAUCUUUGAGGAGUAUAAGGAGCUCAACCUCGAAAUCCUGUUACUGGAUCCAGCUGAUCAAGAACGGGUAGAAGAUUUCGAAGACAAGUACGAUGUACUGCGCUCCUUUUAUGCGGGCAUAAUCAAUGCAGCGUUGAGCGAGGCUGCGCCGCUCAUGUCACCGCAGCGAUCUUUCGCCUCCCCCGGGGGAUGUAACGCGUCGCCAUUCAGGCUGCCACCUAUUAAUUUGAAGGUGUUUUCUGGUGAGGUAGGUGAUUACCAAGGUUUUAUCUCACUAUUUAACAGCGUCAUUGACGGUGAUGUCAAAUUAAAGGCCUGCGAGAAGUUAUAUUAUUUAAAAACUUAUUUAAGUGGAGAGGCCUUAGCGCUAAUUAAUUAUUUACCUCUCACGGCCGAAUCAUACCCAAUUGCUAUUGAGCUUUUAAAACAAAGAUAUGAUAAUAAGAAACAAUUAGUUAACCAUCACAUCAUAUCAAUUUUAGAUUUGCCCCCCAUGCAAAAGGCAUCUGCUGGAUGUUUAAGGAACUUAGUUUCAGUAACUAGGCAGCAUCUAGGUGCGCUAACAAAUUUAAGUGCCCCAGUCUCUCAGUGGGAUUUAGUGAUAGUUACAAUUUUGCAAAGGAAACUUGACCAAUAUACUUUGAGAGCUUACCAUUUAGAAAAUCAAGGCAACAGUGAUUUGCCAAACCUCAAUGAUUUUUUAACCUUUUUAGAGCAACGAGCUGCUGCCUUGGAGUCGCUGGGAGAGCGCACGCCCACUGGGCGACGCUCUAGUUUAAUAAGCUCAGCAACAAGUAAUGUUAAAGUGGUUAAGCCGUUGAAGUCUAAAUGUAAGUACUGUCAAUCUAAUGUUCACAAGCUGCAUCAGUGCUCAACUUUCAGAUUAAUGGAGCCUCAUAAGAAAAAAACAAUUUGUUGUGUCUAAUAAAUUGUGUAGCAUUUGUUUAAAUGAACAUGUUGGUCAAAAAUGCAUCUAUUCUUUCAAGUGUGCCAUUUGCAAGGGCAAGCAUAAUACUCUAUUGCAUGAGGAAGUUCCGCAGCAGUGUGCGGCAGUCUCACAGAUUGAUGAAACUGAGAACCCAAUAUCGGGGUACAUCAGUUUAUUAUUAAGUAGGAGAGGUACUGAUCUUUUACCUACCAUAAAGGCUAGGGUAUAUGAUAAGCACGGGCAACCUAUGAUUGUUCGUUGUCUUCUAGACACAUGUAGCCAGAUUACCUUUUUGCGCUCUGAUGUAGCAGAGCGUUUAGGAUGCGAACUAUACCCUGAUGAUUCAGCAAUCUCAGGGGUGUGCGAUGCUCCCAGCUUUAAGGCUAUGCAAACCUCAUUGAGGGUUCAUUCCAUGGUAACGGAUUAUAGUGUCGCAGUGACAUGUAAUGUUGUUAAAAAUAUUACGGCUAAUAUGCCACAGUUCUCUCUCAGAAAUGAAGUUAUAAACAUACCACCUAAUAUCCAAUUAGCUGAUGACAGUUUUGAUAUUUCUUCAAGAAUUGAUAUACUAUUAGCGUCCCACGUAUUCUUUCAGGCACUUCUGCCGGAGCAGAUACCUGCCUUGCCUAGCAAGCUGGUGCUGCAAAAUACACGCUUCGGGUUUAUUGUAGCUGGCCUGGCCGGUUGCUCCAGCGCAGCCCCGGUUCCAAGCUUAGCUUCAAAUUUUUGCUGUCAACAGCUAACACAAAAUAAUGAUGAAGGUAAAUUAGAUAAUAUUGUAUCCCAAUUUUGGUUAACUGAGAAGGUUCCAGAAACAUACACAGAGGCCAGCUCUGAACAAGAGUUAGCUGAAACAAUAUUUCAGGAGACUGUAGUCUUGAAAGAUAAUAAAUUUGAGGUGGCAUUGCCACUCAAACAGAAUAUUAUUGAUCUGUAUUUAGGUGAUUCACUGUCAUGUGCUUUAAAAAGAUUCUUAAAUUUAGAAUUGCGCUUUAAAAAAGAUAAUGAAUUGUAUUCAAAAUAUAAAGCUUUCAUAGAUGAGUAUGUGCGGUUGGGCCAUGCAAGGUAUGUCAACAUUUCAGAGUACAACUUAGAAGGUGAGGCGGUUUAUUUUCUUGCCCACCACCCUAUUUUCAACCCCUCAAGUAAAACUUCAUCCCUUAGAGUCGUAUUUGAUGGAUCAAUGCCUACUUUGGCUAAAAUUUCACUCAAUGACGUUUUAUUGAAUGGGUCUGUUGUACAAAAUGAUCUGUUCAGUAUUUUGGUCUUGUUUCGCCUAUAUAAGUUCAUUUUGAACUGCGAUAUACAAAAAAUGUUUAGGGCUAUUUCAUUAACCCCAGAGCAUAGGCCGUUGCAAAACAUUUUAUGGCGUAAAGAUAAGAAUUCCGACAUACAAUGCCUUCAGCUGCAGACUGUAAGUUACGGUCUAAAAAGUUCGUCUUUUCUAGCCAUUAGGUGCCUAUUAGAGUUGGUGAAUAGAUACAAAAACGAUUAUCCCCUGGCCGCAGACGCUCUGUUAUAUAAUACCUAUGUUGACGAUGUCAACCUGGUUGCUAAUGAUAUGAAUCAAAUCUUGUCAGCCAAGACACAAUUGAUAGCCUUACUAAGGUUAGGUGGCUUUGAACUGCACAAGUGGUGCUCAAAUGUAGACAAUUUAUUGGAUGAUAUCCCACUUAGCUCACAAACUAAGGCAGUAGUAGACUUUUCCAAUGAAAAGGACCCAAUUGUGAAAACUUUAGGCAUCCGAUGUGACUUGGCUUCGGACACGAUUAUAAUGGUUGCCCCUAAACAGGAGGUUUGUGAUAAUUACACAAAAAGAAGUUUAUUGUCAUUUGUCAGCAGACUUUUUGAUCCUUUAGGUUUAGUCGGGCCUGCCAUAGUCAAUGCUAAGCUGCUUUUACAGCAGACCUGGUUGGAAAAGCUCCAGUGGAACUCUCCGCUACCAGACCACCUAAAUGAAGGGAUCAAAAGGUUUGCGACUAGUUUGAAUAAAAUGAAAAGCAUCGUUGUAAAAAGAAAUUUAGACACAUCUAAUGCUAAAACUAUAGAUAUAAUUGGAUAUGCUGAUGCUAGUGUAAAGGCUCAUGGAUGUUGUUUAUACCUCCGGAUUGUAAAUUUAGAUGAUAGUGUUAGCGUUGGCCUAUUGUGCUCUAAGUCACGGGUGAAUCCAAUACAAAAAUUAAGUAUCCCUAGAGCAGAGCUUAAUGCAGCUUUGUUGCUGGCCAAGUUAGUUAAAAAGGUCUAUGACCUCAUUAAGGAUAAAUUUGAGGUAAAGGUAUACCUGUUCUUAGAUUCUCAAGUUGUAUUGUGUUGGCUCGCAACAAGCUCAUUAAAGCUCAAUGUCUAUGUUGCCAAUAGGGUCAAAUAUAUACAGGAGACGACUCAAGACUUCUCUUGGUAUUAUGUGCCUACAGAGCACAAUCCAGCCGACCUUUUGUCAAGGGGCGUUGACCCGCAUUUAUUGCAAGGUAAUAACUUAUGGUUCUAUGGACCUACAUCCUUAAAAACAGCUGAUUUUCUGCCCAAAACUGGAUAUGAAAUACCAAGAGAAAUUCCUGAAUUAAGGGUCUCACAUGUAACUGAAAAGAGUGAGCCUCUACCUCUGUUCAUAGGUUGUUCUAAUAUAGAUAGGAUUAAACGGAUUGUAUCCUAUAUGUAUAGAUUUGUCAAUAACUGUAAGGUUAAAUUAGAAGAUAGACUGUCAGGGAAUUUAACGCCCGAAGAAUUGGAUCUCGCUUUAAAAAUUGUUCUCAGAUGGGUGCAAGCGCAGUACUUUGCACAAGAAAUAAAGGCUUUGAAUUCGAAGUCGCCUCUAAAGUCAAAUCUUCAGGCGUUGAACCCGUUCCUUGAUAACAUGCACUUAAUGCGUGUAGGUGGGCGGUUACAGCAUGCUGAUGUGCCUUAUGCCACUAAGCAUCCCAUAAUAUUGCCAAAAGGCUGUAAGCUUGUGCAUUAUUUAAUAGAAAAAGAGCAUAGGGUUCUGCUGCAUGCUGGGGCAAAGCUUGUCUUGUCAGAUUUAAGUUUAAGGUACCAUAUCAUUAAUGGCAUAAGAGAAGUUAAGUGUGUUAUAAAUAAGUGUAUAAUUUGUUUUAAGUUAAAAGCAAAAAAUGCCGAGCAAUUGAUGGGUUCUCUACCUUAUGACAGAAUAACGCCUUGCAGGGUAUUCGAAAAGACUGGAAUGGAUUUUGGAGGUCCUUAUAAUAUAAAAAUGUUAAGGGUGAGAAAACCUGUUAUACGUAAGGCAUACAUUUUGCUAUUUGUAUGUUUCACAACCAAAGCUCUGCAUAUUGAGUUGGUCUCAGACUUGACCACUGAAUGUUUCAUGAAUGCAUUAAAGAGGUUUAUAGCGCGUAGAAAUAAGCCAAACAUAAUUUAUUGUGAUAAUGCCAGUACCUACAAAGGGGCUCAAAAUAAAUUGAAUGAGUUGUAUAAAUUGCAGUCUGCCACAGACCACAAGAAUGCUGUAGAGCUCUUUGCUGCUGAUCAAGGCAUUUCAUUUAAAUUUAUACCGAGUUAUUCUCCUGUGUUCGGUUCAUUGUGGGAGGCUGGAAUAAAAUCUGUGAAAUACCACUUAAAGCGGGUUGUAGGUGAAACCGUCUUAACAUACGAAGAAUUAAAUUCGGUAAUCGUACAAAUUGAAGGCAUUUGUAACUCAAGGCCCAUGACUGCUUUGCCUACAACCGAUGUUAAUGAGACUCCAUAUCUUAGCCCUGCUCAUUUUUUGACUGGUGCUCCUCUUACCACAUAUCCUGAAAAAGAUUGUACUAAAGGGCCUGUUAGUCUUACUAAGUUUUGGGAACAAUGUAACCGUAUGGUUCAAAACUUUUGGAAGCAGUGGCAUAAACAGUACCUUGUUCAAUUACAAAAUAGGCCAAAAUGGCGCAAAGAUUGUAAGAAUAUAGAAGUAGAUACUUUAGUGAUAGUUAAGGAUGAUAAUGUAACACCUUUGAGGUGGCCCAUGGCUAGAGUGGUAGAGGUCUACCCCGGAGUUGAUGGAAAAGUAAGGGCACUCUCCAUAAGGACAAUUAAAGGGUCUAUCAUAAGAACAAGCAUAUAUAAAGUGUGUGUUCUACCAAUAGAUAGUUAAGUUGUAUAACAUAGUUAGUUUCUAAGAUAGUUAACAUAUAGUUUAUAUAAACCUUUUUUGUGGUUGGGAAUAUGUACGAGACGGUACAUGAAAUAUGUAAUGACAUCUGUC
Molecule: messenger RNA, 5572 nt
Organism: Cydia fagiglandana
Lineage: Eukaryota; Metazoa; Arthropoda; Insecta; Lepidoptera; Tortricidae
Exons: 2
Coding region: 289-1371 (360 amino acids)
Biological process (GO): DNA integration
Molecular function (GO): nucleic acid binding
Source: RefSeq, a predicted model, not a curated record